GAACGCACCAGGCCCAUUAAAGGCCCACUUGCCAUAUAUAUCUGCGAAGAAAAACCCUACGUGUCACAAGCCUCCGCCUCUUCUCCCGUUUGCGACGACUGGGUGGGCUACGCCGCCGCCGCCGCCGCUGCCGCUGCUCUACGGUGCUGAGUCCUUUGCCGAUUUCUUCCCGGCGAAGAGCGCCACCAGUAGAUCCGCCCCUGCUGAAAACGCACUCGAUGGCGUCCGCGACGGGGGGUUCCUCCUCGGAGAUGGCGGUGGACCACGCGACGGGGCUGGGCACCGUGGAGAAGCCGCGGUUUGAUGCUCUGAUGCCGAGUGAGAUGAGCGGCGGGAGGACCCAGUUCCGGAAAGUGACCGUGCCGCAGCACCGGUUCGCGCCGCUCAAGCGAUGCUGGAUGGAAAUCUACACACCCGUUUACGAGCACAUGAAGAUCGACAUACGCAUGAAUCUCAAGGCGAGGAGGGUGGAGCUAAAGACAAGGCAAGACACACCAGAUGUCAGCAACCUUCAGAAAUGUGCUGACUUUGUGCAUGCUUUUAUGCUCGGGUUCGACAUUGCUGAUGCCGUCGCCUUGCUGCGUCUUGAUGAUCUGUAUGUGGAUUCCUUUGAGAUCAAGGACGUGAAGACCUUGCGAGGGGAGCAUCUGUCGCGCGCUAUUGGCCGCUUAUCAGGGAAAGGAGGCAAGACCAAGUACGCCAUUGAGAACUCAACCAGGACCCGCAUUGUCAUCGCUGAUACAAAGAUCCACAUACUUGGAUCCUUCGUUAACAUCAAGGUCGCACGGGAUUCACUUUGCAGUCUCAUCUUGGGUUCUCCUGCUGGCAAAGUGUAUUCUAAACUAAGGGCUGUAUCAGCUAGGUUGGCGGAAAGGUAUUAAAUUAAAUGGGGUUUGCCCGCACCGUAUAAGGGCAUGUUCGGUUCCCGCUCAAUUCAUAUGGAUUGGAGGGGUUUGAGUGGGAUUAAUUCCAUAUCAAGUCAAAAUCCUUCAUAAUUUUUUUCAAUGCUUUCCAAUCCCAUGAGGUAUAGGAAUAACUGAACAAGGCCUAAUUGUUGCAGUUUUGGUCACAUUCACACAGUGUGUUAUAGUAGCAGUUUGUGUGCUCGGGACACUGGGGAAGUUUAAUGUAUCCUUACCUUAUGAAUAGCGGACUAUGAUGAAGGGAGAUUUAAAUUGAUAUGUAUUCUGUGUU
This is a messenger RNA of Zea mays, 1194 nucleotides long. RefSeq lists its product as uncharacterized. The coding region runs from base 219 to 881 and encodes 220 amino acids. Gene Ontology annotation, cellular component: nucleus. The record is from RefSeq and is a predicted model, not a curated record. Lineage: Eukaryota; Viridiplantae; Streptophyta; Magnoliopsida; Poales; Poaceae. Gene Ontology annotation, molecular function: RNA binding. The transcript has 3 exons.